AGCCCUGCCCAAUUUUUUUGGCUUCCUGGGCUCGACUCGAACCGAACGCACCCAGAACUCUCGUCUCUGUAGUCUUGCUCCCGGUCACCUCCCCGCCCGCGUGCUGCAUCCCCAACUCCCGCCGCUCCCCUAGCAGCCCUCCGCCGCCGCCGACAGAGACAUGAAUCAGCCGGUGCAGAAGAACACCCUCUACGUAGGUGGGUUGGCGGAGGAGGUGGAUGAGAAGAUCCUGCACGCGGCGUUCGUGCCGUUCGGUGAGGUCAAGGACGUCAAGACACCGCUCGACCAGGCCACGCAGAAGCACCGCUCCUUCGGCUUCGUCACCUUCCUCGAGCGCGAGGAUGCUGCCGCUGCCAUGGACAACAUGGACGGGGCAGAGCUCUUCGGCCGCGUCCUAACCGUAAACUAUGCCUUCCCCGAGCGCAUCAAGGGAGGAGAACAGGGCUGGGCCGCGCAGCCAAUUUGGGCUGAUGCGGAUACUUGGUUCGAGAGGCAGCAGCAGGAAGAGGAAAUGAAGCGCCUUCAGGCAGAACACAGUGCAGCAAUGAAAGAAGCAGAGAAGCUUCACAGGGAGAAAGUAGCUGCAGAAAAGGACGGAGAAAAGGAAGAAGCAGAUCCCAUGGCUGCAACGGAAGCUCAGGCCGUGAAACAGAGCUCUUAAAUGUUCGGACUUAUGUAUCCACAUGUGCCAAAUACAUGGUGUGUUUAGUCAGUCGCUAUAUGUUCGCUAGACUGCCUGUUCGUAGGCUGAAGCUAAUCUUAUACUUCUUGAAGACAUGCUUCUGUUCAUCCUGGCUGUCUAGCUCUAACAUGGAAUCUGGGUUAUGGCAAAAUGGAUGUUCUGUUAUUGGUUAUGCUAUCACCAGUGCUUGGGCUGAACCAUUUUCGCGUCAUCCCUAACUGGAAAUAUGCAUACUCUCGUUUCAUUUUAGGAUGAGCUUGAGCAGUUGAACGACAGGCACAGGCGCUUUGGCCUAA
This is a messenger RNA of Brachypodium distachyon (stiff brome), 978 nucleotides long. RefSeq names its product peptidyl-prolyl cis-trans isomerase E. The transcript is spliced from 3 exons. The coding region runs from base 161 to 661 and encodes 166 amino acids. Gene Ontology annotation, molecular function: RNA binding. NCBI's taxonomy places the organism in Eukaryota, Viridiplantae, Streptophyta, Magnoliopsida, Poales, Poaceae. The record is from RefSeq and is a predicted model, not a curated record.